AUGUCCCUCGCCCUCGACCUCGCCUCUCACUCCAUCACCUCCCAGUCGCCGUCGAUCACCGUCUUCGCUCCGGCCGACGCCGCCUUCGCCUACUCCGGCCACCCCACUCUCAACCUCCUCCGCUACCACCUCCUCCCCAUCGCUUUCCCUCUCCGAUCACUCAAGUCCCUCCCGUUCGGCGCCAAGAUCCCCACUCUGCUCGACGGCCACUCUCUCACCGUCACCACUCUUCCGGCCGACCGCCUCGUCUCUCUCAACAACGUCACCAUCACGGCGGCCCCAAUUUUCGACGACGGGUCGUUGAUCGUCUUCGGAACCAGCGGAUUCUUCAACCGGUAUUUCCGGAUCUCGGGUCCGAUUGGGAGCUACAGCCCCAAGACUCUAGGCUGCUUGGCGCCGCGAAACCCUAACAGAGCGAUGGCGGUCGAAACGGCGGCGUAUUACCCGUUCAGUGAAGCAAGCAAGGUGCUGAGAUCGAAAGGCUGCUCUGUCAUGGCUUCGUUUCUUGAAAUGCAAUUCCAUGGGUUUCUCAAGUACCAGACCAUGUUGACCGUCUUCGCUCCCGUUGACCAAGUCAUGGUGAAGCGGAUCGGAAAUCUGAGCGAGUACUCGUCGAUGUUGCGCCGCCACGUGGUCCCCUGCCGGCUUUCUUGGAGCGAUUUGAAGAGUCUUGAGGAUGGGACUGUGUUGAGGACUAAUCUGCAAGGGUUUAUGAUCAACGUGAGUCGAUACGACAGCGUUUUUGUGCUCAAUGGGGUCCCGGUGAUUAUGCCGGAGCUGUAUCACAACGGCUGGCUUGUGGUUCACGGAAUCAGUGAGGUUCUUGAACUUCCAGUGAGCCUAACUCAGAGCCCAAUUCAGAGUCAAACGGAGCCAGUGGUGGAUACGGUGGAUCCGGUGGCUUCUUCACCUCCCUCUCCGGCACUUCAUCGCAGCUCCGGUGAGGUUCUUUGUUUGCAGGCCUUCAUAAUCUGGGUACCUUUUCUCUUUUUCUAUGUUUUUAGGCCUUGA
Molecule: messenger RNA, 1011 nt
Organism: Rosa rugosa (rugosa rose)
Lineage: Eukaryota; Viridiplantae; Streptophyta; Magnoliopsida; Rosales; Rosaceae
Product: putative fasciclin-like arabinogalactan protein 20
Exons: 1
Coding region: 1-1011 (336 amino acids)
Source: RefSeq, a predicted model, not a curated record